Messenger RNA from Nestor notabilis (Kea), 1088 nucleotides. It is a transcript of the gene CASP7, whose product is annotated as caspase 7, apoptosis-related cysteine peptidase. NCBI's taxonomy places the organism in Eukaryota, Metazoa, Chordata, Aves, Psittaciformes, Psittacidae. The coding region runs from base 1 to 966 and encodes 321 amino acids. The record is from RefSeq and is a predicted model, not a curated record. Gene Ontology annotation, cellular component: cytoplasm. The transcript has 6 exons. Gene Ontology annotation, biological process: apoptotic process; proteolysis.
AUGGUGCGUUCUUCUGCCAACAUGUUGGAACCCAUCUUGCUUACUUUUCUUCCCUGUCUCUCGGUUGGUUACCCACUCUCCGACGGUGUAGGUGAUGCACACACCGCAUGUGACUGGGCACUAACAGUAAUUUCGUUUGGUUCACCUAGAAAAAAGAAGAAUGGAGAAGAAGAACAGCCGAAGUCCUCUGUCAGUAAUCAGUACCGAAUUGUUACACCCACAUUCCAGUAUAAUAUGGACUACAAGAAAGUUGGCAAAUGUAUUAUUAUAAACAACAAAAAUUUUGAAGACAAAACAGGAAUGGGCACACGCAAUGGCACUGAUAAAGAUGCUGGAGAUUUAGCUAAGAGUUUUAAGAACUUGGGUUUUGAGGUUUGCACAUACAAUGACCGAAGCCGGGGUGAUAUGGAAAAAUUACUGAAGCAAGCUGCUGAGGAGAAUCACAGUGAUGCCGCUUGUUUUGCCUGUAUCCUUCUAAGCCAUGGAGAAGAAGGCCUCAUCUAUGGCACUGAUGGACCCAUGGCUAUCAAGAGUUUGACUGCGCUAUUCAGAGGAGACAAGUGUAAAAGCCUUGUAGGCAAACCCAAAUUAUUCUUCAUUCAGGCAUGCAGAGGCUCUGAAUUUGAUGAAGGCAUACAAACUGACUCUGGACCUGCAAACGACACUCUAGAAACAGAUGCCAAUCCAAGAUACAAAAUCCCAGUAGAAGCAGAUUUUCUGUUUGCAUAUUCCACAGUGCCAGGUUAUUACUCCUGGAGGAAUCCUGGAAGAGGCUCCUGGUUUGUGCAGUCUCUGUGCUCUGUGCUAAAUGAGCAUGGAAAACAACUUGAGAUCAUGCAGAUCCUCACACGGGUCAACUAUGUGGUUGCCACCAAUUUUGAAUCACAGUCUGAUGAUCCACGCUUCAGUGAGAAGAAGCAGAUUCCCUGUGUGGUCUCUAUGCUCACUAAGGAACUUUACUUCUGAAAGUGUAUUUUUAAUGCAGCCAGUGAUGAAGAAUCAGGAUAUGGUUUUGGGUGGAGAUUUGAUUAUAAACCGGAGUAACACAUUUUUAAUAACAGAAAUGUAAUUACACUAGACUUUUAUAU